GGAUCGACAUUUGACGAAUAUUUCGAAGGAGCCCUUGAUAUAUUAAGUCGGUCUGAGCGGACUGUUUGCACUUACCAUCUGCCAUUCAUUAGGUUAAUCCAUCUUUCUCUCUUUCAUCAAACUCUCUUCUUAUAGAAUAAUUGUAAAGAUGAGUUCUUCUAUUCAACCUAUCAAGCAAAACGCUUCUAUGGUCGUUUUUGGCGCCUCUGGAGACUUGGCUAAAAAGAAGACGUUCCCUGCUCUUUUCUCCUUGUAUAAAGAUGGCCGUCUUCCCCAGGAUUUGGUAAUCGUGGGUUAUGCGCGCUCUAAAAUUGAACCUAAUGACUUCAUCGAACGUAUCACCCAAUACAUCAAGAUUGACGAUAAUGACUCGGAAACCAAGCAAAAGCUCGAAGAAUUCAAGAAAAUGUGCACUUACUACCGUGGCUCUUAUGAUGAAGUUGAAUCUUUUCAAGGUCUAAAUAAGCAUCUCUUAGAACGCGAGGGUGACCGUACUGAGCGCAACCGCGUUUUCUAUCUUGCUCUUCCUCCCGACGUCUUUGUACCCGUCGCUACCCAUUUGAAGCAACAAUGCUAUCCUGAAAAGGGAGCUGCCCGUCUCAUUAUCGAAAAGCCCUUUGGAUUCGACCUUGACUCUGCUCGUGAGCUUCAAUCCAAGUUGGGUCCUCUUUUCCAUGAGAACGAGGUUUACCGUAUCGAUCACUACUUGGGCAAAGAGAUGGUACAAAAUCUCGUUCAUCUCCGUUUCUGUAACCCUAUUUUCUCUCAAUUAUGGAACAAGGAUUCUAUUUCCAACGUCCAAAUCACUUUCAAAGAGCCCAUCGGCACAGAAGGCCGUGGUGGUUACUUUGACUCUAGCACCAUCGUUCGUGACAUCGUUCAAAAUCACCUUGUUCAAGUUUUGUCUUUGAUUGCUAUGGAACCCCCUACAACUCUUUCUGCUGAUGACCUGCGUGAUGCCAAGGUUCAAGCUUUACGCCGUACCCGCCUUGGUGAACUACAAGAUGUCGUCCUUGGCCAAUAUAUUAAGAGCAAGGAUGGCAAGCAUCCAGGUUACUUGGAUGACGAAACAGUACCUAAGGGUAGUAAGUGUCCAACUUAUUCCGCCAUUCCCAUGUUUGUUGACAAUGAUCGUUGGGAUGGUGUACCCUUCCUCUUGAAGGCCGGUAAAGCCAUGAACGCUGGUAAGGUUGAAGUACGUGUUCAGUUUAAGCCUGUUGCCAAUGGCUUGUUUAACGAUGCUUAUCAUAACGAAUUGGUCAUUCGAAUCCAACCUAACGAGGCCGUUUAUCUCAAGAUGAACAUCAAGCAGCCCGGUAUUAGCUCCAAGCCUUUACUCACCGACUUGGAUUUGACUUACAAGAACCGCUUUACCAACAUGAAGUUGCACGAGGCUUAUGAAGCCUUGUUCUUCGACGCUUUUGCUGGUGACCAAUCCCGUUUCGCUCGCAUCGAUGAACUCGAAUGUGCCUGGACUUUGGUAGGCCCUCUUUUGCAAUAUAUGGAGAAGGAGAAGCCUGAGCCCAAGCCUUACGAGUAUGGUUCUGAAGGACCAGACUGUUUGAAUGAAUUCUUGCAAAAGUUUGGUUACUCAUACGAUACCCCUGAUUACUAUGAAUACCCUGUGACAAAUUUGCCUGAAGACAAGUAAAUGAGCUUGCUCCAUUCCUUUAAAAAGAGAGUAUUUUUUAUUCCCUUUUUAAACUGUACCUAGUUUUAUUAUUUGGACAACAUUUAACUUCCGUUUUUGGUCUAUGUAUUAGUUUGGUCAUUUUAGAUGUUGUAUGAGCUCUUCGAUCCCAAGGCCCGUUGAGUGAUUUAGAACUAUUUAGAAGGGUUUGUUUCUGUUUUGUUUCAUUGUGUGUUAUGACAAUUUAUUACUUCAGGCUAAAGUACUUGAUGCUAUAGCUUUCAAUAAACUGCUUUUAAUGAAAAAC
This is a messenger RNA of Schizosaccharomyces cryophilus OY26, 1937 nucleotides long. Its product is annotated as glucose-6-phosphate 1-dehydrogenase. Bases 149 to 1651 code for a protein of 500 amino acids. Gene Ontology annotation, cellular component: cytosol. Gene Ontology annotation, biological process: glucose metabolic process; pentose-phosphate shunt, oxidative branch. The transcript is spliced from 3 exons. NCBI's taxonomy places the organism in Eukaryota, Fungi, Ascomycota, Schizosaccharomycetes, Schizosaccharomycetales, Schizosaccharomycetaceae. Gene Ontology annotation, molecular function: glucose-6-phosphate dehydrogenase activity; NADP binding. The record is from RefSeq and is a predicted model, not a curated record.